GAGAGUUCCACUGUGGGUUUGAGGACGGUAACAUUUGCCUUUUCACUCAAGAUGACACGGACAAUUUCGACUGGACAAAACAAAGCACUGCCACUAGAGACACAAAAUACACCCCAAACACUGGGCCAAAUGCAGAUCGGACUGGCUCCAAGGAAGGUUUCUACAUGUACAUUGAGACAUCUCGCCCCAGGCUGGAAGGAGAAAAGGCCAGACUUGUUAGUCCUGUUUUCAGUGUCGCUCCAAAAAAUCCUUACGGAGCUACGAACACUGCCUAUUGUUUUAGCUUCUACUAUCACAUGUAUGGACAGCACAUAGGAAGCUUGAACGUUUACCUGCGGUUGAAAGGUCAGACUGCGAUAGAGAACCCAUUGUGGUCUUCAAGUGGAAAUAAGGGACAGCACUGGAACCAAGCCCGCGUUAAUAUAAACCCCCCAACUUCAUUUCAGCUCAUAUUUGAAGGGAUCCGGGGCCCCGGCAUCGAAGGUGAUAUUGCUAUUGAUGAUGUAUCAAUUGUGGAAGGAGAGUGUAUGAAAUCAGACCAACCGGCCAACAAUUUACGAUCAGGUGCUGUUGGGACAUUAGCGCAUAUACGACUUAUCCCAGUUAUCAUCCUCAUGUCUGUCUUAAGUCAUCAGAGGUGACCUUAUCCUGGCAGAGGCUACAAAAGAUUCACCAGGCACUGGCAUGAAGAAAGAGUCUUUGUAAAAUGGACAUUUAAAACCAAACUACCAAAGAUUCCUCCACUGACUGACUCAAAAGUUAAAUAAAUACAUAAAUAAAUAAUAAAAAAAAUAAUUAAAAAGCACUGGGGACAUAAAAGGCAUCACGGGAGUGUAACUCACUAUGAACCAUGCGUGAGAACGAGAUCUGGCCUAAGUAAGGAAGAGACCUUCAGGUGCUUUUGUGGUCAGUAAUGAAUACAGCAUCAUCUGGUUGAACUCUCGGAAAAGAGCUAUAGAAACCCUUGUCAAAGCACAAAGUCAUGGCUGGUUUUGUUUCAAAUGAAUAGUUUGCUUGUUACCAUGGAAACCUAAUGGCCUGCCAAAAAAAAAUAAAUGAAGGAGUGAGAGAGGAAAUAAAAACAAAAAGAGAGAGAGAGAGAAACACCUCACUGUAAACAGGGUAUGUGAAGAGCUGGCAUUCAUUUUCCCUUCAAGAAGGUUUUUAGUACAGAGUUAAAUAAAUGUAGGCCCUUUCUACUUUGGCUGUCACCUCCCCUAGAGAAUAACCCUAAAUCAGAGCUGUUUUAAGACAUUUAUGUUUCAUUUCUCAUGGCUAUGCUUGAUAACUGUAUGCUGUCUCCUUUUGCAUGCAUUACUAUCCAGGAUGUGCGACCUGGGCUUACAUAUUACACAGGCUUAUCGGAG
Cariama cristata (Red-legged seriema) is the source of this 1367-nucleotide messenger RNA. RefSeq names its product MAM domain-containing glycosylphosphatidylinositol anchor protein 2-like. Lineage: Eukaryota; Metazoa; Chordata; Aves; Cariamiformes; Cariamidae. Gene Ontology annotation, biological process: nervous system development. The annotation marks the transcript as partial. The transcript is spliced from 5 exons. Gene Ontology annotation, cellular component: membrane. The record is from RefSeq and is a predicted model, not a curated record.